Papilio machaon (common yellow swallowtail) is the source of this 4373-nucleotide messenger RNA. RefSeq lists its product as uncharacterized. Lineage: Eukaryota; Metazoa; Arthropoda; Insecta; Lepidoptera; Papilionidae. The transcript has 14 exons. The record is from RefSeq and is a predicted model, not a curated record. The coding region runs from base 1 to 4299 and encodes 1432 amino acids.
AUGUCAGGGGGUAACUUUGAUAAAGCUAAUAGCUUUAUUGCGAAACUAAAAGCUUAUGGAACUGAGAGUGAUGCAUGUGAUUUAAAAGAAGUGUACGAAACUUUCAAGAGUAUUUUAACUGAAUUGCCCUCUAAAGACAGAGGAUCUUUUUCCCUUAAUGUCUUGUGUACAUUAUGCAGGAACAUCGAGAAAGUACCUACAUGGCGCGAAAAGAUCUGCAACGCUCAGCUGCUAGAGUUAUCAGUAUGCUGUUUAAGACAAACACGAAUACUUGACAAGACGGACCAAGUCAAAACCUUGGCUUGUGUGUACCAUAUACAUAGAUAUCUUGUGAGACAGGAAUCAACAUUACAACCUGCUUUAUUACUAAAAUUAUCUUAUAUGCCUUUCGAAGUGACUGAGGAAUAUCUCCAAAGAGAGCAUUCGAAAGUCUAUUGGAGUAUUUUAGCGGAUAGAAUCUUUUAUAUAGAAAAAUUGAAAAUAACAAGGAAUAUAAAUGACUUAUUAUCAAAGUUAAAUGAAGAUAUAAAAACAAUAAUAAUAUUGUACAAUCCAGUACAUUUCUGUUCGAAUGUGUUGACGUUUAUAAUUAAAAAAUUACAUUUUUUAUACAGUGAUAUUAAAACUGAAGAAUUAAUGAUUGUGUAUAAAAAUAUUUUUGAUUCUAUUUCAACUAAAGAUAACAUAAAAUUGUUUAAAAAUAUCACGAGUGAUGAAUCAAUAGAUAUAUAUGUAAAAUUAAAUGAAUGUCUUUAUGUAAUGAUUGAAAAUGAAUCCAAAGUUAAUUUUAAAGGGUCCGAUUUGGAUUAUGUUGUAAGAAAGAUUAUUUCUCUAUUCGGACACUGUUCUGAUAUUUUUCAUUGUUUACAAAUUAUUUAUUUGAAUUGUUUCUGCUGUGUAUUCAAAUAUAAAAUCGAUUCAGAUUACGUUGAAACAGUUUUGGAUAGUUUGCAAAAUAACUGCGAGACGGCUGAGAAAUUGGGUUACAAGAAAAUUAUGUAUAUAAUUUAUCCAUACAUUGCUCAGUUAUUAAGACUUUGUAUUGAUUAUUUCAUUAAUAAUAAUAAUUUUAAUAUAACAAUACAAAAUAACUGUUUGAAAAUUAUUAUAUACUUAAUUGAUAAAUUAUAUAAUACACAGCAAAUAUCAAAAUGUGACCGUUGUUAUAUUAAAACUGGAUUACACGAUGCUUUACGUUUAACAUUCUUAACAAAAAACAUGAUAACAAUAUCUAUAGAAAAGAAUAUGGAUAUAAAACAUACAUUUAAAUAUUAUUACGAUGUUAUUAUUAAACAAUAUACAAUAUUGAAUGAAUUAAAAAAAUUAAAAUGUAUAAAUCAUGAGAAAUGUUUGAAAAAAUUACAAACCGAUGUACAUAAUACAGCUAUAGUUCUGAAUAAAGCUAAAUUCUAUGAAUAUUCCAUUCAAAUGUUUAAUAUAUAUGUUAAAAGUGAGAUAAAUUAUGUUAAAAAUGAGUUGGAAUAUAAAAAUUUAGCGAGAGCUUUUUAUAACAAGAGCAUUAGUGAAAUGGAUUGUAAGUUGUAUUCUGAAGCUAUUACUGGUGCAUAUUUAAGUUUGGUGUUCUCCGGAGAAGAUGGUUUAAUACAAGAUAAAUAUAUGAGUUUAGUUAUGGAUAUAAAAGCUAAAGCUUUGAAAAAUGAUGGUAACGAUUCAAUGCAGUUGAUGACAGUUUUGACUGUGUGCAAGAAUUUAUCCGAGAAAAAGGAUUAUGUCAAUUUGAUGCAGUUCUUUUCUAAUUUGAAGUUUAGUGCAUUAUUAAAACAUGAAUUUUCAAUGUAUGUCAAAUUAUGGCCAUCUUUAGUACCCAUAGCUGGUGUCUGGAUGUCUUUGAAUGAUUUAACUAAAGGUGUACAUAAGUCUUGGUUAAAAGAGGAAAAUGAAGAUAAUUUAUUAUUGAUUUUAUAUGAAGUGAUAUUGGAAACUCCGACAGCAGUUCGAACAAUACAUUCAGAUUAUUACAAGAGUAUUGUAGCUGAAAUGUUGAACAGAAUUAAAGAGAAAAAAAAUAAAAAGUUAGAAGAAAGAAUAGUAGAAGCUACUUUACUAUUUUUACAAUCUGAAUAUGAUAUUGCUGAAGCAACAGAGAAAUAUGGAUGGAAACAAACUGAUCCGACAUUAAAUCCUGAACAAAUUAAAGAUUUGCGUACAUUACCGCAAGAACAAAAUGCAUUGAGACAUGCUAUGGUAGCUGUUGAUAUAUGGACAGAAAUAUUACCAAAAUUAAAGUCUGUCUACUAUCACAAUAUACGAAGACGCUAUAUGUUUCUUCCAGUUCCGAAAAAUUCCUUUCUGCAGCAUUCUCUACGGAUUGCACAAGUAUUUGUACAGCAAUUGCUGUACACACAGCGUACACUGCAAGCUUUACAGCUUGCACAUGUCUGUUGUGAGUUGGCCUUCCACAUUGGUGACAAGAUAUCCUACAUAAAUAAUGUAGGUGUAAUUCUUCAACACGUCAGCAAACCUAUAGAUAAAGUGGAACAUAUUGUGACCACUGGUAUUAAAUAUUGGCAAGAAAUAACAUCGUGCAAGCAACAUCUGGAAACUGUGCUAGUGUUCGCGUGCGAAUUAGCUAUAUAUUACAAUAAAUGCGGUUCUAUUUGUACCAGUGAAAAACUUUUGCAGUUUGUUGAAGUACGAAUAUUAGAAGCUUUUGAAGAUACAAAUUUGGAUCUAGCUAUAGGUAGUAUGUUAGUGGCGCAGGCGCAGAUCUCAGACUGCGCAGUUCCAGACACUUUGAGCAGAAUGACAGCAGUUCAAAGACAUUAUGUAGCAAUUAGUAAUAACGAAAAUACAUGGACUUCACGUCGUUAUCGUUCCCUGUCACUUCGUAUUGGAUGUUGCGCCGGCGCAUUACUUGGUGGUAGAGCUGCGCGUGCGCUGCUGCUGUGGCGGCGCGCGCGCAGCUCCCUGGCUGCGGGACUUCGCCCCGCCAGCGCACUGCUCGCUGCUCAGAUGUAUACACUAUAUGUGGAUACUAAUUCUGAUGAUGCUGAGGUCAAUAUAGAUCGGAUCAAACAUAUCCUAGGUCUGCAACCGACAAACGAAAUUCAACCACAAACAAACAUAGAUAAAGUCGAACAACACACACCAAAACACACACAAAUCGAGACAAUGCUGAAGAGUUCAACAUUCAGAAGGUUACAAACCAGCCCAAGCUCCCCAUUAAUUACACCCUCAUUUACUAUGCCCGAGUUCCUAAACCAUAAAGAUAACUGUCAAUGCUACGCCUGUUUAGUUCCUACCAGCUUCAUAAUAGCUGCUAGAACAUGUCUUCUAGAAGCUUCUAUGUACUUCAGAAGUAAAGAUUUUCAAAUAGCAAGAAAUUACUUUGAUGGUGCAUCAGAAGCUUUGAAAUUAUCCAAAGAGAAACUUAUCAAAUUAAUAAAAAAGUCUAAAGUUGAGAAAUAUAUUUGCGAGAUUGUUAAAGAUUAUUGGUUUAAAGAAGUUAAAUUGAUAGAAGCAGAAAUGGUGAUAGAAGAAUCUUAUUUAGAACUAUCACAGAACGAUUUUACUAAUAUUAAUAUGAAUUUAAUAAGAUUAGAUGAAAUUUCAAAGGAAAUCAAAUUAAAUGUGUAUUUAGAGAAUGAAAUAAACAAUCUCUUGAUAGCAACUUCUAGACUGAAGAGAGCUAUUAAGAAAGAACAAGAAGAUACAUUAGAAAUAGAAAUGGAACAUUUAACUCUAAGUCCGAAUACAAAAUUAGUUAAAACACCGGAAUCAAAGAAAAUACCAGUAAAUAAUACAAACAAAGUGGUAAAACAAAAUGAAUUGCCUUCAUUAAAUUACAAAAUAAGUAAAUUAAAUCUUGACGGUGAAGAUUAUGAUGAAAAAGAACCGAUUAAAGAAAUAAAAAAAACAAAAUUCAAAAUACCAGAACCUGUCAUAAGUAGACCAAUUUUGGAAACAAUGACACCUGGUCCUAAAACCAGUGUUAAUUUGGAGACCACAACAAAGAUUCCAAAGGCUACAUUAAAGUUUGAGACUACAACUCCAUUACCAAAGACCAGGGUUAAGAUUUUACUGACCCAGGCCAGUCAGGACCAGGGUACUCCGGUCUCUAAGACAGAGGAGUUUUUCACACCCUCAUCAACUCCAGGGGAACAAUUUUUCACACCGAUGUCUUCUCUCAAAACUUAUACAAGAAAAAGGACUGCUAUUGUCAAAAAUCUUGAUCGUGAAUUUUCUACUCCUAAAGUUGACAUUCAGAACGAGAAUAAACCAGGUGUCAGAACUAGACGAGCUGUCAGCAGUCGACUGAACAAGGACCAGACCAAUUGACUAUAAAAGUUAAUUUUCAAAUGAAUAACUUAAAUUUUGUAAAUAGAUGAUUUCUAAAUUUGAUUCUAAAAUUA